GCAUGUGCCUGGCGGGCCAGGCAGGGUGCCACCAGCCCAGAGGUCAAGCAUGAAUUCAGUCCUGACAAAAUAUGGGUCUCCACCUGGAAGCUGGCUCAGCCUUCGUUUGGGAACCGACGACCACAGCCCAGCCGAGGAGAAGGGACUUCGCUGUCAGAACCCGGCCUGCAUGGACAAGGGGCGGGCGGCCAAGGUAUGCCACCACGCCGACUGCCAGCAGCUGCACCGCCGGGGACCCCUCAACCUCUGCGAGACCUGUGACAGCAAGUUCCACAGCACCAUGCAUUAUGACGGCCACGUCCGCUUCGACCUGCCCCCACAAGGCUCUGUCCUGGCCCGGAAUGUGUCCACCCGGUCAUGUCCCCCGCGCACCAGCCCUGCAGUGGACUUGGAGGAGGAGGAGGAAAGCUCUGUGGAUAGCAAAGGGGACCGGAAGAGCUCAGGCCUGAAACUCUCCAAGAAGAAAGCAAGGAGGAGAUACACAGAUGACCCAAGCAAGGAGUGCUUCACCCUGAAAUUUGACCUGAACGUGGACAUCGAGACGGAGAUUGUACCAGCCAUGAAGAAGAAGUCGCUGGGGGAGGUGCUGCUGCCGGUAUUUGAAAGGAAGGGCAUCGCGCUGGGCAAAGUAGAUAUCUACCUGGACCAGUCCAACACACCCCUGUCCCUCACCUUUGAGGCCUACAGGUUCGGAGGACACUACCUACGGGUCAAAGCCAAGCCAGGGGACGAGGGCAAGGUGGAGCAGGGAGUGAAGGACUCCAAGUCUCUGAGUCUGCCCAUCCUGCGGCCGGCUGGGCCCGGGCCCCCUGUGCUGGAGCGUGUGGACCCCCAGGGCCGCUGGGAGAGCCUGGACAUCUUGGCCCCCGGCCGCCGACGCAAGAACAUGUCGGAGUUCCUGGGGGAGACCAGCAUCCCAGGGCAGGAGCCCCCGACACCCUCCAGCUGCUCUCUGCCCAACAGCAGCAGUGGCGGCGCCAGCAGUGGGGGUGGUGACAGCUGGAAGAACCGGGCGGCCAGUCGCUUCAGUGGCUUCUUCAGCUCGGGCCCCAGCACCAGCACCUUCGGCCGGGAGGUAGACAAGAUGGAGCAGCUGGAGAGCAAGCUGCACGCCUACGGCCUCUUCGGGCUGCCCAGGCUGCCCCGGAGGCUGCGCUUUGACCACGACUCCUGGGAGGAGGAGGAGGACGACGAUGAGGAUGAGGACGAGGACAGCGCCUGCCUGAGGCUGGAGGACAGCUGGCGGGAGCUCAUCAGUGGGCAUGAGAAGCUGACCCGGCGGCAGUGCCACCAGCAGGAGGCGGUGUGGGAGCUGCUGCACACGGAGGCCUCGUACAUCAGGAAACUGCGGGUGAUCACCAAUCUGUUCCUGUGCUGCCUUCUGAACCUGCAGGAGUCGGGGCUGCUGUGCGAGGUGGAGGCCGAGCGCCUGUUCAGCAACAUCCCCGAGAUCGCGCGGCUGCACCGCGGGUUGUGGGGCAGCGUGAUGGCGCCGGUGCUGGAGAAGGCGAGGCGAACGCGGGCGCUCCUGCAGCCCGGGGACUUCCUCAAAGGCUUCAAGAUGUUCGGCUCGCUGUUCAAGCCCUACGUCCGAUACUGCAUGGAGGAGGAGGGCUGCAUGGAGUACAUGCGCGGGCUGCUGCGCGACAACGACCUCUUCCGGGCCUACGUCACGUGGGCCGAGAAGCAGCCGCAGUGCCAGCGGCUGAAGCUGAGCGACAUGCUGGCCAAGCCCCAUCAGCGGCUCACCAAGUACCCGCUGCUGCUCAAGUCGGUGCUGAGGAAGACGGAUGAACCGCGCGCCAAGGAGGCCGUCGUUACCAUGAUCGGCUCGGUGGAGCGCUUCAUCCACCACGUGAACGCAUGCAUGCGGCAGCGACAGGAGCGGCAGCGCCUGGCCGCCGUGGCGAGUCGCAUCGACGCCUACGAGGUGGUGGAGGGCAGCAACGACGAGGUGGACAAGCUCCUGAAGGAAUUUCUGCACCUGGACCUGACAGUGCCCAUCUCUGGCGCCCCCCUGGAGGAGACUCGACAGCUGCUGCUGGAGGGGAGCCUGAGGAUGAAGGAGGGGAAGGACAGCAAGAUGGACGUGUACUGCUUCCUCUUCACGGACCUGCUCUUGGUGACCAAGGCAGUGAAGAAGGCCGAGAGGACCAAGGUCAUCAGGCCACCACUGCUGGUAGACAAGAUUGUGUGCCGGGAGCUACGGGACCCUGGCUCCUUCCUCCUCAUCUACCUGAAUGAGUUUCACAGUGCUGUGGGGGCCUACACAUUCCAGGCCAGCGGCCAGGCCUUGUGCCGUGGCUGGGUGGAUGCCAUUUACAAUGCUCAGAACCAGCUCCAACAGCUGCGUGCACAGGAACACCCAAGCAGCCAGCAGCACCUGCAGAGCCUGGUAGAGGAGGAGGAGGAACAGGAGGAGGAAGAGGAGGAGGAGGAGGAAGGCGAGGAGAGUAGCACUUCUAGCACUUCGGCUGCCAGCUCCCCCACCAUCCUGCGCAGAAGCAGCAACAGCCCUGACUCCCAGCACUGUGCCUCGGACGGCUCCACGGAGACCCUGGCCAUGGUAGUGGUGGGGCCUGAGGAGGUGGUGUCCUCUCCUGAGUUUGAUGGCGGCCCCUUCAGCUCCCAGUCAGAUGAGACCUCUCUCAGCACCACUGCCUCAUCCGUCACGCCCACCGGCGAGCUGCUGCCUCUGGGCCUGGUGGAUGGCUGCUCCUGCUCCAUGGACUCUGCCUAUGGCACCCUCUCCCCGACCUCCCUGCAAGACUUUGCAGCCCCAGCCCCUGUGCCGGAGCCAUUGCCCCAGCUCCCUGAGUUACCACGAGCCACUUCCCCACCGCCAUCACCCCGCCUCCGCCGCCGCACCCCUGUCCAGUUGCUGCCCUGCCUGCCCCACCUGCUCAAGUCCAAAUCUGAGGCCAGCCUCCUCCAGCUGCUGUCAGGGGCUGGAACCCAUGUAGCACCCCCAGCCCCCAGCCGCAGCCUGUCAGAGCUCUGCCUGGCCGCUAUAGCUCCAGGUGCUAGGACUCAGGGCUGCUCUCGGGAGGCUGGGCCCAGCUGGGAUUGCAGGGGGGCAUCUAGCCCUGGCAGCGGCCCCAAGCCAUUAGAGCCUGAGAACAGGGCCAGCUGCUUGGCUGAGGAGCCUGCAGGCCCUGCCAGGAGGUGCAGAGAGCUGCCCACAGGGAGCUCUCCCGGGGUCCAGCCAGAGCCCCCCACAGGGGUCUCUGCCCAGCACAGGAAGCUGACACUGGCCCAGCUCUACCGGAUCAGGACCACCCUGCUGCUUAACUCCACGCUCACUGCCUCAGAGGUCUGAGCAGAGGGAGGCCCCCAAGAGUGCCACUGACCAAGGGACAGCAGACAGCAUGCCUCCUGCGGGGUGCCAGCACCUGCUUCAGCUGCUGCCUCCUGUGUGCACGAGCCGGAGCCUGGGCAGGACCUCUGCACCACCCGGGGCCGAUUCGCACUUUUCCAGACUGGAUGGAGUGGAGGAGGACCCACUAGAGCCCCCAGCCCAGGCUACAGUAGCCCCCCCACACCUGCCCAAGCAGUCCCUUGUGUCCUCUCCCUGAAGUCACCAGCUCCUCUGGGCUGGGCUCCCAGGCUGCCCUUCCCACCUGCACCCUCGUCUGGCCUCUAGUGGGCCCUGCUCCUGCCCUCUCCCCACCCUCCAUAGGUCCCACUGGCCACCCCAGGCUUGGGCUGGGCUCUGUGUAAGUUGCAUAUUUAUUGAGCUUUCGAUUCUUUUAUAAAGACUUGGACAUACUCCACUA
Molecule: messenger RNA, 3776 nt
Organism: Lemur catta (Ring-tailed lemur)
Lineage: Eukaryota; Metazoa; Chordata; Mammalia; Primates; Lemuridae
Gene: PLEKHG5
Product: pleckstrin homology and RhoGEF domain containing G5
Exons: 22
Coding region: 50-3319 (1089 amino acids)
Biological process (GO): Rho protein signal transduction; endothelial cell migration
Cellular component (GO): axon; endocytic vesicle; plasma membrane
Molecular function (GO): guanyl-nucleotide exchange factor activity
Source: RefSeq, a predicted model, not a curated record